This is a messenger RNA of Acanthosepion pharaonis, 495 nucleotides long. Lineage: Eukaryota; Metazoa; Mollusca; Cephalopoda; Sepiida; Sepiidae. The record is from the annotation of a GenBank genome assembly.
AUGUCAAUAUCUUUACAUGAUUCGCAUGUACAACUCUGGCUUCUUUUAAAACAAUGUGAUAUCUAUCUAUCUAUCUAUCUAUCUAUCUAUCUAUCUAUUUCAGUCUGUUCAUUAUCUAUUUCAGUAUAUACGUUAUCUAUCUAUCUGUCUGUCUGUCUGUCUAUCUAUCUAUCUAUCUGUGUAUUUCAGUCUGUUCAUUAUCUAUUUCAGUAUGUAUGUUAUAUAUUUCAUUCUGCAGGUUAUCUAUCUAUCUAUCUAUCUAUCUAUCUCACUACUUAUGUGUCUAUCUCUCUACGAGUCUUUCCUGUGGAACCGCACUCAUAUCUUUCAGUUCCAGGAUACUUAAAUAUUUUCCCCUAUCUAUCCCCGCCAUCUUCCUUACCAAACACUCAGUGUGGCUGUCGACGACAGUUGAGCCGGGAAGAAAAUAACCUCCGCCUUUCAGCAUUAGUGGCGCCUUUCUUUACUCUUUGCCCGAACGAUACCCAACCCUAA